CCAAGUAGAAUUUAACAACAACCAACCAACCCGUACUCUUCGGAGGGAAACUUAUCGCCUUGCGGAAGAAGGACGGCGGUCUGCGCCCUAUCGCGAUUGGUCUGACCAUCCGCCGGCUGGCUGCCAAGAUCAUCGGCGCACGUUUAACAGACCGAACAGCCGCCAUCUUGUCUCCACAGCAGCUGGGAGUUAACGUGCGUGGCGGCGCCGAGGCUAUCGUGCAUGCCACUAGGUUGUUCUUGGAAUCGGAUGCUGAUACGACGAAGGUGGUUCUCAAAAUCGAUUUCAAGAACGCCUUCAACACAGUCUCACGGGACGCCGUCCUGGCCGCAGCGCAUGAGCAUUUUCCUGAAUACAGUGAAUUUCUACGUAGUGCCUACGGCCACCAUUCUGUGUUAUUUUUCGAGGAAUUAUUGCUGUCCUCCGAAUCCGGCGUUCAACAGGGCGAUCCUCUAGGCCCUUUACUGUUCAGCCUGGCCCUCCGAGCAGUGCUGAUCGCAUUGCGGUUGAAGUUGAACGCGUGGUUUCUCGAUGACGGAACCGUGGGCGGAACACCAGAGGCAGUUGCCGAGAGUUUUGCCGAAAUUAUUGAAGGCGCGAUGGCCAUAGGCUUGCAGGUGAACAAGUCUAAAUGCGAACUGCUUGUUCUCGGUGGAUCAGCUGAGUCCCAACGUAAAGUCACAGAGAACUUUCUUGAACGUUAUCCCAAACUGCGCAUUCUGUCGAAAUCUACCAUGUCAUUACUCGGUGCUCCUGUACUGGACGAAGCUGUCGGACCAUUACUGGACGAAAAAGCCAAAACGUUGACAUUGGUCUGUGAACGGUUGCAAGUACUUCCAAGCCAUCAUGCGCUGUUUCUCCUAAAAAACUGCCUCGGCGCACCGAAAAUUAUCUAAAUGCUACGAUGUUAUAACGCGUGGAGAUAUCCCAAGCUGCUUUAUCAGUUAGAUGAAACAUUGCGCGAAUGUUUCCAGAAGUUAUCCAAUGUGCGUACCAAUCACGACGACUAUCCGUGCUGGCGUCAGGCAUCCCUACCUGUUAGCAGAGGCGGAAUCGGCAUCCGCCGGUCGGAAGAAUUAUCUCUCCCAGCCUUUUUGGCUUCGAUUCAUUCCGUAUCCGGCUUGGUGUCCAUGCUGCUUCCAGACUACGGUGUAGUAAACGUUACUGAAGCCCUUGAUUUAUGGAAACUAGGUUCCCGUCAGCCUGAUAUCCCAGACCCCGCCUUCCGGAAGUCCCAAAAAGCGUGGGAUCUGCCACUUUGUAACGUUUCAUUGUCAACAUUAUUGGACGUGUUUCGAGGUGACGAAGUGAAUACAGCCCGCUUGCUUGCCCAGUCAAGGCCAGAAGCCGGCAUCUGGUUGAACGCAUUGCCUUCAGCUCACAUUGGAAACUUGCUGGACGACGAUGCCUUGAAAAUCAGCGUCGGUUUGCGUCUAGGUGCUACGAUCUGUGAUCCUCAUGAUUGUAACAAAUGCCACAAACCCGUCGAUGGCUAUGGUCACCACGGAUUGUCAUGCGCGUUUUCCGCGGGAAGGCAUCCACGUCACGGUGGAUUAAACAGUAUCAUUUGCAGAGCAUGCGUGUCUGCGGGUGUACCAGCAAAGUUAGAGCCGCGCGGAACAUCUCCUACAACGGAACGCCCCCCAGAUGGCUGUACGACAUUCGCCUGGAAACGCGGAAUGUGUCUAGCAUGGGAUGUGACAUGCGUAGACACAGUGGCCGCGUCACAUGUUAAAGCAACGUCCGCCACAGCGGGAGCCGCCGCUACGCAAGCCGAGGAAAAGAAAAUCAGACUGUAUUCCUAUCUGAACGGCCGCUAUAUCUUUGUCCCAAUCGCUUUUGAAAUGCUGGGCCCUUGGGGAGCGGCGGCCAUCGCCAUCGUCAAGGAGCUGGGUAAAAGACCGGAGAAGUACGCUCGCACGAAUUUCUUCGACAGCGCCUGUCGAUUGAGAUUCAACGAGGGAACGCGGCGUCAGUACUGGGCACCAUGGAUGGAGUGGAUAAGCUUAGGGGGCAUCCAUAAAUUACGUACGCGGAAAACCACGAUUUUUUCACUCCUCCCUCCCCCUUUGUAGCGGUCCGUCACGUUUGCGUGACCCCUCCCCCCUGGUUCGUUCAAUCGUAAUACAUGGAGCUGACCACCCCUCCCCCCUGGGUUCGUCGAGGCCGUCACAGCUUGUCACAAUUUUUUGACCCCUCCCUCCCUGGUUCGCUGCCAACGUUAGACGUUUUGGAAUUUGGGAGCAGUUGAACUGAUCCGACCGGAACAAGCUCACACCAUGUUUGUGUACGGGCAGAAUCACGGGGCUGCAGCACGGCAGCGUGAUCAGCGUGACUGAGAAGGGAAUGAUCGUUGAUUUUCGAUGCAGGAAACAGCGCGCGCAGUUUGUCGAGUACGGGCGCCUCUUUCACUCCAUCGAACCGCCUUCUGUCUGGAAUGCCAGUGAAGACCGUAUUGUACAAGUACUGCUGCGAGCGGCCUGCGAUGGACCUUGGCAGUGGUUCCCGGGUGAAUUGGUCCUCGAAGGAGGCCUUAGCUUUCUGGGCAGUGUUUACCUCGUCACGGCGCAGCUCCCGUACGGCGUCAUCAAGGAGCUGCUACCGCGGCAACAAGUGCGGCGACCGCCCUCCGACGUCGACCUGCUCAGCCGGCAGGUGCGACCGGAGGAAUUUCAGAGGCGCCGGUUCUCCGUGCCCAGGAUGACCCUGGUACAGCAAGAUGAGGAGGAGCCAUUCAACGCGGUUGCCAUGCCGGCUGCGAAGAGAAAACACAUGGUCAGCGGCCUCCCGUUACAAGUCGAACUGUUGGCGGAGGUGCUCCAGACGCUGGACUCUCUCAAACGCACCCGCUGCCGGCGCAUCUGCGCUCUGUGGAACGUUCUGCUCACCACCGAAUUAUAUCACACGGAUGUUAGGGUCUCCUGGCGGGCCGAGGACUGUCCGCGAUCCUGGACACAUCCCCGGUUCUGGAUACUGGCGGGGCUGCUGCACUGCGUUACCCGUCGCACCAAGGUCAUCGUUCUUAUGCACAUGAAUUUCGGCGAAGGCGACCACGCCGCCUCCAUGAUCCGUCACCUGAUCGGCCGCGUCGGGACGCUGGUGUUCUAUCGGUGUUCCUGGCCGUAUCCGGGUUUGACUUGGGACGACACGUUAUACAAUCAUGGCAGCAUCCUGCGAAUCUGCAGCAUGGCGGAUCGCGCAAUGUGGUUGCAGUGCCGAAUUGAGGAGAAACAUUUGCCGUCCGUCGUCUCGCAGUGGGCGCACUCCUGCCAACCGCAAGGAGAGCUGGAAGUUCAGCUGUGGAAUCUCUUUGAGAAGCAUAUCGUUGUGGAGGCACCGGUGGAUCGCAGCAUCCUGUCGGAAUGGAUUGCUCACUGCAUCGAGCGCGGCCAACUGGGAACCAUUACAGAGGCUCUCUAUGAUUAUCAGACCGCGGAUCCUCGGCCGUCGAACCAGUAUCGUCGCUGCCGGUGGACGGUUUCGGUCAUUGCCGGUUUGGACGUUAACAAACUAAGCCUAUUGGCCGCAGCGGUUAUGCGCUGCAUUAUGGGGAAAGCGCAAUAGCAGCCUCCGUCGCGAGAGCCAUGAGAUGUGUCAGGACGGAGCUACGUAUUGCCCUGACUCAGCCCUUCGACUCAAUGUUCUGCUUGGCUGAUUCGGGAUUCCCAUCCCCGCUUUUUCAUUCCUGUUUGACGGAUCACAGAUCCGCUAACUUCGUCGAAGAGAGUGAUUCAUCGACGAUGCGUCUCAAAGAGAUCCUACAGCUGCUUGUGUAGCUGUGGUUUGGGCUGACAGACGAUCGAGUGCUGCGCCACGAAUGCCGUCAGCAGCGUCCGCGGGAUGUGGUUGUUAGAUAGCGUAAGGUUACUGAUGGUUUAUGGUGGUGAAUGACCCUUACUGACUGACAACUUUUGUCAAAAUAUUUUGUUUCAUCCGAUACUGGAAUACCUUCGUGGUGCAAGG
Paramacrobiotus metropolitanus is the source of this 3963-nucleotide messenger RNA. RefSeq lists its product as uncharacterized. Bases 2347 to 3564 code for a protein of 405 amino acids. The transcript is spliced from 3 exons. Lineage: Eukaryota; Metazoa; Tardigrada; Eutardigrada; Parachela; Macrobiotidae. The record is from RefSeq and is a predicted model, not a curated record.